This is a messenger RNA of Pogona vitticeps (central bearded dragon), 945 nucleotides long. Lineage: Eukaryota; Metazoa; Chordata; Lepidosauria; Squamata; Agamidae. The record is from RefSeq and is a predicted model, not a curated record.
AUGGAGUUGCUCAAUGAAACCACAGUGCACGAAUUUGUUCUGCUUGGCUUCAGAGUUGGGGAACGGGGACGGCUCCUUCUUUUCAUUUUCUUCACAGCUUACAUCCUGACUUUGGCGGAGAACUUGAUCGUCAUCAUGCUAGUCACUGAAAAUACCUGCUUGGCCCAACUCCCCAUGUACAUCCUGCUGAGCAACUUCUCCUUGCUGGAGAUAUGCUACGUAAGUGUCACUGUACCACGAAUGCUCUUUGAUCUUUUUACGCGGCUGGAGAAUAUGCUACUCAUCUCCUUUCAUGCCUGCUUCCUCCAGUUUUACGCCUUCUUUUCCCUCGGCAAUACUGAAUGCUUCUUCCUCUCCGCCAUGGCUUUGGAUCGGUACAUGGCCAUCUGCCAUCCAUUGCACUACCCUCAAAUGAUGUCCAGAGAUUUCUGCUAUGCCCUGGUGUUGACUUGUUGGGUUCUUGGGAUCCUUUGGUACAUUACACCUGUGUUCUUAAUCUCACGCUUGAGCUUCUGUGGCCCCAACACAAUUGAUCAUUUUGUAUGUGAUCCUGGUCCCCUUUUAGACCUGGCAUGUCCCCCACUAGGUUACAUCCCACGCUUCUGCCACAUCUCUGUUGCUUCUGUAGUUCUGGCCACCUUCCUGUUCAUUGUGAUCUCUUAUGCAAGAGUGGGCUUUACUCUUGUGAAACGUUCUGGUCAAGGCAAACACAUCAAAGGCUUCUCCACAGUGUCUUCUCAGCUAGCAGUGGUGACACUGUUCUAUGGGUCUGUCAUGUCUAUGUAUGUCGGGCCCAAUGGAGAAAGCCGUGCGGAGGUCACCAAAGUGGUGACCCUCUUCUAUUCUGCUGGCACUCCACUGCUUAACCCACUAAUCUACUGUCUCAGAAAUGAUCAGGUGAAGGAAGCGCUAGCCAAAUUCUUGAGAAGGAAGAGAGUGAUCUAG